This is a messenger RNA of Perkinsus marinus ATCC 50983, 387 nucleotides long. RefSeq names its product DNA-directed RNA polymerase II largest subunit, putative. Gene Ontology annotation, biological process: DNA-templated transcription. Gene Ontology annotation, cellular component: RNA polymerase II, core complex. The record is from RefSeq and is a predicted model, not a curated record. The coding region runs from base 1 to 387 and encodes 128 amino acids. Gene Ontology annotation, molecular function: DNA binding. NCBI's taxonomy places the organism in Eukaryota, Perkinsozoa, Perkinsida, Perkinsidae. The transcript is spliced from 5 exons.
AUGAAGGAUGAUGAGGAGGAUGAGGGUAUACCCGGUGUCACUAAGUGCUACAUGAGACAAUACAAUAGGGUUCAACACAGCAGUGAUGUGGGCACAUUCGUCCUCCAAGCCCAUCUACGAUACCAUCUAGCGUCCAGAAAGCUAUUGGGAAGGGAUAGACUCCGGCAGAGGGCAGUCGAUUGGCUGUUGGGAGAGGUGGAGCAAAGAUUCGAGAAGUCCCUAAUUGCUGCUGGGGAGAGUGUUGGCACCAUCGCGGCGCAGAGUAUUGGAGAGCCCGCCACCCAGAUGACUUCGAACACUUUCCAUUUCGCCAGUGUUGGUAGCAAGAAUGUCACUCUGGGAGUUCCAAGACUUGAAGAGAUCAUUAAAGUUACUUUAGCAACUUGA